AGAGAGUGAAUGCGGCCGCUCAGGGUGAGCAUCCACCGGGCAGAGAGCUCCGCAGCACCGGGAGGAGCACCGGGAGGAGCACCGGGAGGGGAGCACCGGGCCGGGGUCAUGGAUCUGUCCGUCCUGCUGCCCGCGGUCAUCUUCACGCUGCUCGCCAUCGUGGUCUUCACGUCUCUCUUUAACGGAUCCUCCUCCUCCUCCUCCUCCUCCACCUCCUCCACCUCCUCCUCCACCUUUACACGUUACCUGGGACUCGGAGGAGCAUCAGAGGAACCGGUGCAGAACGGACACUUACCGGAGAAGAUGAAGAUGAAGGUGAAGGUGAAGGACUGGUGUGAGACCAGUGGCAGCGAACACGACCACUGGGAGCUGGUGAAGGCUGUGCUCUCAGAGGAGGCACAUCCCCGUCAUUACACUGAAGAACUGGCAACACCAGUUGAGCGUUCCUCCUCCACAUCCAGCCUGUCCGUGCCCAGGCCUGGAUCCAGGCGCAUGAGCUUAGAGGCGGACUCGUUGUCCGAGGCGUCGUCGGUGAACAGUCGUAGGUCGUUCAUUGGGCUCUCUGAUAAGCAGCUCCUAAAGUGUGCUUUCUCAUACCCGCAGACUGAAGGAGCCAUAGAGAGCCCGGAGAGCAACGAUAAAGAGGAAUCAAAUGCAAACGAUUCCUUGAAGUACGUCCCUGGAAAGGCGCGAUCCCACCACCUGCAAAUGAUGAUGUCCACGGAGGAGCUGGAGGAGGAGCGGAGGGUGCAACGUGAGCAGCUGGCCGCCAUCUUCCAGCUGCUGAAAGAAAACCAGGAGACGUUUGGGGAUGUGUCUGAUGGAGAGAUGGAGGAGCAGCUCAGACUCUACUCCAUCUGAGACUAAGACCUCUCAA
This is a messenger RNA of Anoplopoma fimbria (sablefish), 877 nucleotides long. RefSeq lists its product as uncharacterized. The record is from RefSeq and is a predicted model, not a curated record. NCBI's taxonomy places the organism in Eukaryota, Metazoa, Chordata, Actinopteri, Perciformes, Anoplopomatidae. The transcript is spliced from 4 exons. Bases 10 to 861 code for a protein of 283 amino acids.